Huiozyma naganishii CBS 8797 is the source of this 1701-nucleotide messenger RNA. RefSeq names its product dynein intermediate chain (gene PAC11). Gene Ontology annotation, molecular function: protein binding. The record is from RefSeq and is a predicted model, not a curated record. NCBI's taxonomy places the organism in Eukaryota, Fungi, Ascomycota, Saccharomycetes, Saccharomycetales, Saccharomycetaceae. The coding region runs from base 1 to 1701 and encodes 566 amino acids. The transcript has a single exon.
AUGGACCGGUUGCGGGAGUUGCAGUUGAAGAGGGAGCGGCUGUGGGAGUUGCGGGACCGCGGCGUCGGCUUGUUACAACCGCAGGGCAAGGGGCACGAUGAAGUUGAGGUUGAAGGUGAAGGUGAGCCGCUGUGCGAUGCCGCCGUGCAGACUGAUGCUGUUGUGGAGGGUGCUACAGCCACGAGGACCAUCACGUACGAUAGAGCAGUGCAGACGGUGGCGCUGCCGCAGUCACCACCACAAUUGCCGAAGGAAUUGUCGCCUAUACUAACCCCCACAGCGGUAUCUCCCAAGUCCGAGGUGGCUAGCCCCAGGGGUCCAUUAACCCCACUGGUAGUGCCCCGGAACGGACGGCUGCCCUCUAGGGAGCGGACAUUUGCAUCAGAGUGGUACGUCUUGGGAGGAGCAGGGGACACCAACGCCCCCCAAGGAGAUGGUCCGCAAAAGGUGCGGCUACUUCACAGUUGGGCACCACCACAACCAUCACUGGAGUCCAGUAACGCCUGGUGCGUGUCCCUGGACUACGAUAAGAACCGAGAGGUCACUAUGGCAGCGUUCCAGUCUCCUCGAGGAAGCGUCGUGUACGUCAUGGACACGUUUGAUGGGUGUGUACUGGAUCAAUUGACUCUGCAGGGCCAGCUUGUGACGCAUGCGAGGAUCCUACGGAAGCACGAGAGACAUGGUGUCAUUGCUAUGUUGCUUGUUACCGUGGUGGGCAAGACUAUCCUGUACGAGUUGCGGCGGCGGCAGCAGGAAGGCGACGAGACGCAAGAUCAAUGGGAACGUAACCUUCUCAGCGCAAACCACCACGUCGGACAGGCCACUGGGGUCCCCGGACUCUGGGAAUGUGGGUUCAAGCUCGUCACGGGCUCCUCUGCUGGUUGUCUCACUGUACUCAACUCUCUCGACUUGACCGUGUACAGGGACGUCGCCACGAGCAGCGAGGGGCUACAAGACGUGCUGUUGGCCCCCGUGGCCAUGAGCGAGUACCUAAACAUAGACCACCGCACGCAAGACUGGUUCGUAGACAACCACCUGUCUCGAUUGACCCCUCUCAAUGAGGUUAGUGUCACUGCACUGGUUGGAUCGCCCUUCGACGAGGAGACACUAUACCUUGGUGCAUUGGACGGUGCCAUCUACAAAGUAUCACUGAGGGACGUUAAGAGCAGGGGUCCUGGGGACCCCCACUGGCUGCCAUUGGCCCUGAAUAACAACGGGUUCUUGCCCAGGACAACCCCGGAUAAGCAAGACCCGUUCCAUGAAAGACAAGUGACAAGCCUGUGCUUCCGGGACGACGGUCUGUUGCUGUCUGCGUCCCUGGACUGGACCGUGUGCGUGUACGACGCGGUGCACAACGUGAAGUUGGAUGAAUACACUCUGCGGUCCCCCAUUAUCGAGGCCCGCUGGCUUGAGGGCCGCCUACUAAGCUACGUAUUGACGUGGGACACUCUCGAGUUCGUACAGUGGUCCCUGGACAAGGCGAAGGGCGGCGAGGGCGGUGGUGUUGGUUCCCACGAGAGGGAAUGGGAACGCCUGGGUGACCCGAAAUGCAUCGCACGAGUCACGAUCCAGGACGCAUCACCACUGACACAGUUCACCGCAUGCAGCGUCGUACACGACGCACACACAGACCACUACGUCGCCAUCCUAUCGGGCAACACACCACCACCAACGGUCCAGUACUUCGACGUCGCCGUAUAA